CGCGCAUUCAAGUACAUUUGGAACCAGGGCAUCUAGCUGAAGUCCAGAAGUGUGUAAUUUGGGCCCCAGCCACCACACGCGCUGCCACAACCCGCCCGAGCCAGCUACCAGUAGCGUCACAACGACGAGCGAGUGCACGCCAGUUGGUCGUGGCAUGCACAAGGGACGCACGAGCCGUGGGUGCCGCCACGGAAGCGCCAACGCAUCGAAUCAGGGUGGUGUCUUCGGCCCAAGUGUACCAGUACCGACGUGGAUAAUCCGGAACCCAAGGACGGACGGUUCAUUGAUUCGUCGCCCAAUUCCCACACAACACGUUGUACGCACUACAGUACACCCGUCCGCGACAACUGGAGCCCGCAUGGAGCGCCUGGUCGGUGUCUGCAACGACUUUCCUUGUCUCGCCUUGGAUCCAUCCCGUCCGUCGCGAACUGUUCAAAAUCCAGCAGCUUGGAAACCGCCUGCUCGUGACCGUUCCACGAAACGUUACGCCCACCACACGCUGCACUGAGGUUGGGGGGGCACGUUUCCCAUCGGAAUCAGCUCCAGCCAAGGCAGCUCUCCAACGAUGAAUGAGACAACGGCAACCCUUAGGAACCAGUAGUGGCGUCGACAACCGACGGAGCUCGUGGAGUGGCAGCGUGUCGGAUUGAAGGGUCGCCGACGUCAAUCGUCGAGGUUGUCAACCGAUGCGUCACGUCCGUGAAAUCGACCAAUCAUGUUGCACGGAACGACGGAUUUCCCUGACAGUUUAAAACACCGAUGAAAUCCUCACGAGGCGGAUUGAAAAUUUGACCUAAAAAACAUGGCACCGGAA
Molecule: messenger RNA, 814 nt
Organism: Aphanomyces invadans
Lineage: Eukaryota; Oomycota; Saprolegniomycetes; Saprolegniales; Verrucalvaceae
Exons: 1
Coding region: 155-508 (117 amino acids)
Source: RefSeq, a predicted model, not a curated record